Molecule: messenger RNA, 312 nt
Organism: Eimeria necatrix
Lineage: Eukaryota; Apicomplexa; Conoidasida; Eucoccidiorida; Eimeriidae
Exons: 2
Coding region: 1-312 (103 amino acids)
Source: RefSeq, a predicted model, not a curated record
AUGCAUUUAUUUACGACCCCUUUUAUGACAACUGGGCGCAGCGGACGGCCCCCAAGUAUUGAUAACGGGAUAGCAGCAGCAGCUGCUGCUGCUGCAGCCUUUGCUGCAGCAGCUUUUGCUGCAGCAGCAGCGGCUUGGGCAACAGAAGAAGCUGCAGCAGCAGCAAAACCGCAGCGGCAGGAGAAGCUGCAGUGGCUUCUGCUGCGUCAGGAGCUGCAGCAGCAGAAGCUGCAGCAGCAGCAGCUGCAGCAGCAGCAGAAGCUGCAGCAGCAGCUUCUGUGUACUAUACAUUUGCUAUCAACAGGCCUCUAG